GAUAUUACAGACGCCAUACGGUUCUCAUUGCUUCUGUUUUCCUUUUUCAUCAAAUGUAAUACCUUUUCACACGAAUGCGAUGAAAACUGUAUUUGUUACUGUCGGGACAACAAGUUUUGAUGAUUUGAUUGUCACUGUGACUUCAAAUGAAUGUGUGAAGGCAUUAAUUGAUCGGGGAUACACAGACCUGGUUCUUCAGGUUGGCAGAGGAUCAGUUGUGCCUGAUCCAGAGAUCUGUUCGGGUCUGACACUUCAAGUGUUUCGUUUCAAAGACUCGAUCUCUGAGGACAUAAGACAAGCAGACCUGAUAAUCAGUCAUGCUGGAGCAGGAAGCUGUUUGGAAGCCCUUGGAGCUAAUAAACCUCUUCUGGUGGUGGUCAAUGACAAAUUAAUGGACAAUCACCAGCUGGAGCUUGCAAAGCAGCUGCAAGCAGAUUCACACCUUAUUUACUGUACCUGCAGCACCCUGUCUCAGACUUUGAAAGAUAUGGACCUCUCUUUAUUGACAACCUACACGCCCGGUGAACCUCAAAACUUUGCCUAUUUUUUAGAUAAAGCCAUUGGACUGGUUUGAGGACUGUGGUCAGCUGUGAUUGAGAUUCAGACACGAGGAUUACACUACGUUAGUGGGAAUACAUGUCAUUCACUCUCCAAUGUGAAAAGCUGUUGUCGAUACUUUGAGGUGUGCUGAUGGUCUGUAUGCUCAGCCAGAAUCGUAUGCAUCUGUGAUAUGUAGGGUGGCCUCUUUUUUGACAUAUAAUAUAAUAAAAUAAUUAUAAUCACCUUAAUUACUCAAUAAAAUU
Molecule: messenger RNA, 803 nt
Organism: Triplophysa rosa
Lineage: Eukaryota; Metazoa; Chordata; Actinopteri; Cypriniformes; Nemacheilidae
Exons: 4
Coding region: 80-574 (164 amino acids)
Biological process (GO): dolichol-linked oligosaccharide biosynthetic process
Molecular function (GO): hexosyltransferase activity
Source: RefSeq, a predicted model, not a curated record